This is a messenger RNA of Homarus americanus (American lobster), 1926 nucleotides long. Its product is annotated as protein lifeguard 4-like. NCBI's taxonomy places the organism in Eukaryota, Metazoa, Arthropoda, Malacostraca, Decapoda, Nephropidae. The record is from RefSeq and is a predicted model, not a curated record. Gene Ontology annotation, biological process: negative regulation of apoptotic process. Gene Ontology annotation, cellular component: membrane. The transcript has 5 exons. Bases 106 to 837 code for a protein of 243 amino acids.
GAAACAUACGGACAGGAUCAGUGACGUGAGGUGGCCUUCAUAACUGUGUCAGCAAACUUCUUCUUUACUGUUAAAUAUCACAGAUUUUCAGCAAGAAAUACCAUAAUGGCAACGACUCUACUCAUCCCUCAAGACGGGGGACAGGCAGAAAAGGGUGGAAUUGUGAACGACUUCAUGUAUGGCUCUAAUGUUGCAACGAGUCAUAUUUACAUUAGGAUGGGUUUUUUGCGCAAGGUGUAUGGACUUCUGUCAGUGCAGCUACUUGUUACUACAGUUGUGGCAGCAGCGUUUGCUUACACACCAGUCCUCCGUCAGACCAUCCAUACCAACCCAUGGAUGCUCAUAUUGUGCCUCCCACUUACCCUUGGUCUCCUGGUUGCCCUUCAUGUGAAAAGACAUCAUGUCCCUAUCAACUUCAUGCUACUGGCAGCAUUUACUGUGGUUGAGGCCAUCACUGUGGGAGUAGCAGUGAGCAUGUAUGAAGCAGAAGUGGUAGUGAAAGCCUUUGUCAUGACGCUUAUCAUCACAGGAGGCCUCACAGCUUACACUUUCCAGACCAAGAGAGACUUUACAAGCAUGGGGGCAGGACUGAUUAUUGCAUUGAUGAUAAUGAUUGGUUUGAGUCUUAUGAAUGUGUUCCUGGGAAGCAGUGGUCUAGAGUUGGCAUUAGCUGGAGGAUCUGCUCUCAUCUUCUGUCUCUUCAUAGUGUAUGACACCCAGAUGAUGAUGACGAAGCUAUCACCUGAGGAAUACAUUCUAGCUACAAUUAAUCUCUACCUGGAUAUUCUGAACUUAUUCCUUGAACUUCUUCGCAUCUUUGGAGACCGAAAGGGUUAAAUAUUGUCAAGGUUUCAGGAUUAGUGGUCACAAGACUCCCAGGAGAAUAAAUUACCUUGGUAAAAAAAAAAAAUAUGUGGGUAAAUAAAUUGGAAAGAUUCACAUGAUUCUGUGUUAGAAAAUUAGAAGUAUACUAUAUUGGAUAACAUAAGAUUCAGAUGUGUUGAUGUGAUGAUAUUGCUAAAUGUCUGAAAUUUUCUGUUUCUAUCCUGUAGUAAUUUUCCUUGAGUUUGCUAAGUGGACUUUAUACACAGUCCUCUCCACACAAGCCAUUCUUGACAUAUCUUUGUUAAUAUUGUUAAUAUCUCAAUAAUAUAUCUAUCUCACAUUUGUAAUCCCAGACUAUAAUAUAUCCUUCCAUUGUACCUUUGGCCUUCCUGUACAGUAUAUUUAUUGCCACUCUCAUCAGUCAAAUACUGUACAGUACAGUACAGUACUGUAUACUGUUUUAGUGUCUUCACAUAUUGACACCAUACACCUCAGUAAUCCAUAUUCCAUUAACCACUGUCAAUUUUAUAAAAUAAUGCCAGAAUAUUGUGAACAUAAUCUUGAAGGCUCUCCUACCAUAGAUCAAAAUUAUCCCUGAAGAAUUUCUUCCAUGCAAGAUAUAGACAUGUAAUAGGCCCUGUGUCCAAAAGAAUCACUCACAUAAAACAUGAUAUUUCAUUCUAAAGAUACUAUAUUAAUUCAAUUAUUUUCACUUCUCAACUUUAAAUUGUAAUCUUCAGCUCACAGUUGAUGUUUAUGAAGAAUAGAGAAGUUUUCAAGAAUGUUUUAUGUACAGUAGUUGGCACUGCCACUUAUUAAUCCAGUAACUAAUUUGGAAGUUGUAACAAAUUAUAUUUGAGUGAUUAGUUUGUAGAAAAACUUUAAUUUACUUCUUGUAAUAUAUUGUUAUAGAGAUGUAUAAUAUAUUCUUCUUGGUUGUGAUGUUUAAACUUUAUUAAUCAGAGAUACAAUGACCAGAGUGUCCUUUAUCUACAAUGUGGACAAGAAUACAGUAUUUUAAUAAGUGUUUACAGGUGAUAAAAGUUAUACAAGUAAGCAUUACCAUCAAGAUGUUCCUUAAUAUAAAUUUAAAAAAUCAAA